Molecule: messenger RNA, 2089 nt
Organism: Triticum urartu
Lineage: Eukaryota; Viridiplantae; Streptophyta; Magnoliopsida; Poales; Poaceae
Product: calcium and calcium/calmodulin-dependent serine/threonine-protein kinase
Biological process (GO): protein phosphorylation
Molecular function (GO): ATP binding; calcium ion binding; protein kinase activity
Source: RefSeq, a predicted model, not a curated record
UCACAAUCUCCCCACACCCCCUCCGUUAUGCUCUCUGUAUAAUUGCCACAGGGCAGAUGUUUAUAUAUGAAGUCCCUAUCAGCUCCACAACUACUGUUUCCAGUUCCUGCUCUGCUGUUCCCCAAUCUCCCUUCUCUCCCCCUCAGAGACACCUGCGAUCAGUUUGUUCUUCCGCUAGCAGUGCUUACCGUUUUCAUUUCUCGUGUGAAGCAGGUCGAUUCGUGCCGGUUCACCGCCAGCCCCGGUUGCUCCUGCCCUCUAAGGCUCUAGGGGCCUUACUGGUGUUUGCUUCCUCAAGUUUCAGGUUCUUUGGUCAAAUAGCCAGUUGAAGCUGCUCUUGCUGCUGCACAAUGUCAACAACUGAAAGCAGAAGGCUGUCCGAUGACUAUGAAGUUGCGGAUGUCCUUGGCCGAGGCGGUUUUUCCAUAGUCAGAAGAGGUGUGAGCAAGUCUGAUGAUGGAAAGACCCAGGUCGCAAUAAAGACUCUCCGAAGGCUCGGCCCUGCGAUGAUGGGGAUGCAGCAGGGGUCAAAGGGCGCACCAAGCUCGGGCGGCCUCCCGCUGUGGAAGCAGGUAUCCAUCUCCGACGCGCUGCUCACCAACGAGAUUCUUGUCAUGAGGAGGAUAGUGGAGAACGUCGCGCCGCACCCGAACGUCAUCAGCCUGCACGAUGUGUACGAGGAUGCGCACGGCGUACACCUCGUCCUCGAGCUGUGCUCAGGUGGCGAGCUGUUUGACAGGAUCAUAGGGCGCGAGCGGUACUCGGAGUUUGAUGCGGCCGCUGUUGUUAGGCAGAUUGCUGGUGGGUUGAAGGCUCUUCACAAGGCCAACAUCAUACACAGGGACUUGAAGCCAGAGAACUGCCUCUUCUCAGACAGAAAAGAAGAUUCCACGCUGAAGAUUAUGGAUUUCGGUUUGAGUUCUGUAGAAGAUUUCAGUGACCCGGUUGUGGCGCUGUUUGGGUCGGUAGAUUAUGUUUCACCAGAGGCACUCUCGCGGCAAGAGGUUUCGACUGCAAGUGAUAUGUGGUCUGUUGGGGUGAUUCUGUAUAUUCUUUUGUCCGGGUGCCCACCAUUUCAUGCUGCAACUAAUCAAGAAAAGCAGCAAAGGAUCCUGCAAGGUGAAUUCAGUUUUCAGGAGCAUACAUGGAAAACAAUAACUUCAUCAGCCAAAGAUUUGAUUUCCAGUCUGCUUUCCGUUGAACCUUACAAAAGGCCCACUGCGAGUGAUCUUUUGAUGCAUCCUUGGGUGAUAGGAGACUGCGCCAAGCAAGAUCGCAUCGACGCAGAGGUUGUCUCGAAACUGCAGAGGUUCAAUGCUAGAAGGAAAUUGCGGGCAGCAGCAAUAGCCAGCGUCCUGAGCAGCAAAGUGGCAUUGAGGACAAAAAGGCUGAGGAGUCUUUUAGGAACCCAUGACCUUACCUCGGAAGAGCUAGAUAACCUGAGGCAACAUUUUGCACGGAUAUGCGCAGAUGGAGAGAACGCCACACUAACAGAAUUCGAGCAGGUGCUGAAAGCAAUGAAGAUGGACUCGCUGAUCCCUCUAGGUCCUCGUGUAUUUGAUUUGUUCGACAACAACCGUGACGGAACCGUGGACAUGAGGGAGAUCCUUUGCGGGCUCUCCAGCCUGAGGAACUCGCGGGGCGACGACGCUCUGCGGCUCUGCUUCCAGAUGUACGAUGCCGAUCGGUCGGGCUGCAUCAGCAAGGAAGAGCUGGCUUCGAUGCUCCGGGCGCUGCCUGAGGAGUGCCUCCCGGGGGACAUCGCGGAGCCGGGGAAGCUGGACGAGAUGUUCGACACGAUGGACGCCAACGGCGACGGCGAGGUCACCUUCGACGAGUUCAAGGCGGCGAUGCAGAAGGACAGCGCCCUGCAGGACGUCGUCCUCUCAUCCCUGCGACCCGGGCAGCAGUAGACUUCUCCAUUUCAGAUCGAAUUUGUACUAGCUGAACGUGCAGUCUCCUGCCUGAACUCUGUCUUUCCCUCCACCGGCUGCUGUAAAAUGGAAAGGGGAACAAAAACAGUAGAUGCUGCGCCGUUUGUGGUUAAACACUUAAACUCCUGCACGAUAUUUAUUUCUAAGGGAGCACA